AUGGACGUGAGCUCCAAAGGCAUCAAGGGCACGCUGCCGACCGUGCUGGGGAACCUCACCUCGCUGGAUGAGCUGCAAGAGUGCUGGCUUCCACAGCUCCCCUUUUCUCCCUGCCCUCCCCCUCCCCCUCUCUCUCUUCGUGAGCCCCACAUGGACGUGAGAGCUCCGAAAACCAAUCGUUGCCUCGCUUCCGACCGCACCGCGCACGGCAGUUUAGCAUCCACUCCACAUCCUAUGGGCAGGCGCCGCUCUGUCUCCCUUGGGAUUGCCAUGAUCGUUCUGUCCCCUCCGCUGUGUCCUGGCUGCUCCAUCCUCGUGAAGCAGCUGUUCAAGAACUACCUCAACGGCACCAUCCCGCCCUCCAUGGGCAACAUGAGGAGCCUGUACCAGCUCCACCUGAACCUCAACUACCUCGCGGGAGGCAUUCCAGAUUCAUUCUCCCAGCUCACUGGCAUGCGCAAAUUCUAUGUGUCAAGCAACCUGCUGUCAGGCCCCUUCCCUCCUGUCCUUUGCAACAUGACGACCCUCUGGGAGCUGCGCAUCAGCUACAAUCACUUCUCUGGCACCGUCCCUGAGUGCAUCAGCAAUCUCAAGAAUGCAUACUACCUCUACAUAGACACCAACUGGUUCACCGGCACUCUCCCCAGCACCAUAGGCAAUUUGCCCCUGCUGCAGAACCUGUUCAUCAACCAGAACAGUCUGCAAGGCCCUCUGCCCACCACCAUCACCUCCCUCACCAGCCUGCGCAUCCUCUUCAUGAGCAGCAACCCCUACCUGGAUGGCCCUCUGCCAUCAGACCUGGGCAACAUGGUCAGCCUCACGGACUUCGUGAUGGAGUUUGCAGCCUUCAACGGCACCAUGCCUGAUUCCAUCACCAAGCUCACUCGCCUCUCCCGCAUUCUGAUGGACAACUGUCGCUUCACCGGCUCCAUCCCACAGGGCCUCAGCAACCUCAAGGCGCUCACCGUGCUAGAUCUUGAGGGAGGGGACUCACGCGGCUCGUGCUCUUCCACUGCUUCUCUUCUCCGUUGCCUGGUGCUCCCACUCUCCUAA
Closterium sp. NIES-65 is the source of this 1053-nucleotide messenger RNA. NCBI's taxonomy places the organism in Eukaryota, Viridiplantae, Streptophyta, Zygnematophyceae, Desmidiales, Closteriaceae. The record is from the annotation of a GenBank genome assembly.